AUGGUACCCAUGGUCUCUGGUUUCACUCCAAUCACCAUCACCCCCUCAGGAUUUAUUCGCUUCGCGUCUUGUAUCUCUCUUUCGAGCUGGGUUGAAGAGUAUGCUGGUGGUGUUACUGCUUCAAAGGAUCAAAGUCGGUGUCUGCAGGCUUCUUUGACUUCCGAGGAGUUUUCUUGUUGUUAUCAUCAUCUCACUCAUAGUGGUAAAAUCGGAGUCCUCCUACAUCAUAAAGCGGUCGGGUUUCAAGUCUCUGUUGUUGUUGUUGUAAAAGUUAAGAAGUUUGGGGGGAAUCUGAGAGGAAAAGAAAAAGUUCCAAGUCCAGAAUCGCAUACUAUCUUCUAUGCCAAAGGUGCUGAGAAGCUUCCAGCCACUGCAAUCUUAUUUAGCAGUCAUCAGUCUGGUGCCAGUUGGGCAUGGCUUUCGAAUUUUUACGAUGAGCCAUUUGUUGAUCACGAAGGAGUGACUUACCGCUCGGCUGAGAAUUACUUCCAAGCAGCGAAAGCUUAUAUGAUGAAAGACAAAGCUAAAUUUCUCAAAAUGAUCAAAUAUACUCCUCAGAAAGCCAAGACAGAAGGGAACAAAAUAAAAAUUGAUGUCGAGAAGUGGAACCAAAUCUCCGGCGAAAUGAUGUUUUAUGCCCUCUACUACAAAUUACGACACAAGCCUUCAUGGAUCCAGGCUUUGAUCCGCACAGGGAAUGUGUUGAUUGUAGAAGCCAGAGAAGAUUUGGUAUGGGGCUCAGGACUAUCCAAACCUGAAACGGAGAAAACGAGAAUCUGCUAUUCGCCCGGGAAGAACCAGCUGGGUGACAACACCACGCAAGUGUCUGACGCACCUGCGGUCGCUGCUACUGUUACAACUGGACCUACAUCUAACCAACAUGUCGACCCAGGCACAAGUCCAGAUGUAGCGCAAGACCCAGAAGCGAAUCAGAAUCCUGAGGUCAAGGAUCUCGAUGAACCCGUCGAAUCAUUUUCCGAUCCAGAUUCACAAGGAGGGCGCCUUACACUUGCGCAAGAUAUUGACGAGGUUGAGGCAGAGACUCUUAUCCGUAUUUCUGACAACAAAAUUGACAGAGACAAGAGUGGCAAGUCCAAGGAGGAUAGGUCAGUAAAACCAAUCUCGAAGAAUCAAAUGUUAGCAGAGGCAGAAGAAAGACCCUAUACAGACUUAGCUCUAGAAAUUCAGAGUCAUCGUGAAAAACGACUCCAUCUCGAAAAACUAUACCGGAAAGAGGAAGAUCUGGUGCUAGAGAGGCAUAUAGAAAACCAGAGACGACGUGCACUAGAGACAAUUCGAGCAUGUCCGAAGAUAUAUGACACUGUCUCAGAGCCAGAAUCUGAGGUAGAACAAGAGCAACUUGAGAAAGAGCAACCAGAGGAAGAGCCGUCCCAGCCACUCAAGUCCGCCAAGACACGCUUGAGUUUGAAGAACAAAACAUACCCUCCACAAUCUGCUCAGAAUUCUCCUGAUAAGAGCAUUUCUGGGCCAGCGCGAAAUCCACCAAUUUUUUCAACACCAUCGGAUCCAAAAAUGCUAUCAAAAAGAAAGGCUACGGAGGACGCUGCACCAAAGACACUAAAGAAGUCAAAGUUAUCUGAUGGUUUCAAAGCUAUCGAACUUACUUCUCCAUCAACUCCUCUGAAUCUUAGAAAGACUGCACCGGCAAAUGAAAGCGAAACCAAAAAAUCUACAAGCACAGUAAAUGAUUUCUCAGAAUUCGAAAAAGCUUAA
This is a messenger RNA of Botrytis byssoidea, 1734 nucleotides long. RefSeq lists its product as uncharacterized. The coding region runs from base 1 to 1734 and encodes 577 amino acids. The record is from RefSeq and is a predicted model, not a curated record. NCBI's taxonomy places the organism in Eukaryota, Fungi, Ascomycota, Leotiomycetes, Helotiales, Sclerotiniaceae. The transcript is spliced from 6 exons.